AUGAAGGUGGUCUUCUUCUCCACUGUGAUUCUCGUUCACACGGUGUUAGCCGGUGGUGGCGGAAGCUAUGUUAAAGCUCCAGGAGGAGCUGGAGGUGGAGGCAAUGGCGGAUACGCUUCCGCUGCUGCACCUCCAGCGCCAUAUGCUUCGACCGGUGCGAGUGGAGGAUCGGGAGGAGGCGGUGGUGGAUAUGCUGGAGGAGCUCCACCUGCGCCAUCUGGAGGAUACGCUUCGGGAGGAGGAGGCGGAGGCGGCGGCGGCGGCGGCGGAGGAGGAGGAUAUGCUUCGUCUGGAGGAGGUGGAGGAGGAUCAUCUGGAGGAUACGCCAAGCCUUCUGGAGGAGGCGGAGGAGGAUACGCUUCGGGAGGCGGUGGAGGAGGAGGUGGCGGAUAUGCCAAAUCUUCUGGAGGAGGUGGUGGAUCAUCUGGAGGAGGAUACGCUAAACCAUCAGGAGGAGGAGGAGGCGGUGGAUAUUCGGCUGCUGCGCCACCACCAGCUCCACCACCACCACCACCGCCACCACCGGCUCCAGCACCAGCUCCAGCCCCAUCUGGAGGAUAUUCAUCUGGAGGAGGCGGAGGAGGAUCCUCAGGAGGAGGUUAUUCAUCUGGAGGCGGAGGAGGUGGAGGAUCAUCUGGAGGAGGUUACUCAUCUGGAGGCGGAGGAGGUGGAGGAUCGUCAGGAGGAUAUUCUAAGCCAUCAGGAGGAGGCGGAGGAGGCGGCGGAGGUGGAUACGCAAAAUCAUCUGGAGGCGGAGGUGGAUCAUCUGGAGGAGGAUACACUAAACCGUCCGGAGGAGGUGGAGGCGGAGGCGGAGGAUACUCAGCUUCUGCGCCACCACCAGCUCCACCACCACCCCCACCACCGGCCCCAGCUCCAGCACCAUCAGGAGGAUAUUCAUCUGGAGGAGGCGGAGGCGGCGGAUCGUCAGGAGGAGGUUAUGCUAAAACAACAGGAGGAGGAGGAGGCGGUGGAUACUCAGCUUCUGCGCCACCACCAGCUCCACCCCCACCCCCACCCCCGGCUCCAGCUCCAGCACCAUCUGGAGGAUAUGCUUCAGGAGGAGGCGGCGGAUCUUCAUCAGGAGGAGGUUAUGCUUCAGGAGGAGGCGGCGGAUCUUCAUCAGGAGGAGGAUACUCAUCUGGAGGCGGAGGAGGAGGCGGCGGAUCGUCAGGAGGAUAUGCUAAACCAUCAGGAGGAGGCGGCGGCGGUGGUGGUGGAUAUUCUGCUUCUGCUCCACCCCCACCACCACCACCAGCUCCAGCCCCAGCUCCAGCCCCAGCACCAUCCGGUGGAUACGCUUCAGGAGGAGGAGGCGGCGGCGGAUCUUCAUCAGGAGGAGGUUAUGCAUCAGGAGGAGGCGGAGGAAGUUCAUCUGCAGGAGGAGGAGGUGGCUAUUCUGCCGCUGCUGCUCCACCACCGCCCCCACCACCGGCACCUGAACCAGAACCAGCACCAGCUCCAGCAGGCCCACCAGCAUCAUCAGGAGGCUAUGCUUCCUCAGGAGGAGGCGGAGGCGGCGGAUCGUCAGGAGGAGGAGGAGGAUCAUCUGGAGGUUAUGCUAAACCAUCAGGAGGAGGAGGCGGUGGCGGAUAUUCUGCUGCUGCUCCACCACCAGCACCGGAACCAGCUCCAGCUCCACCACCACCACCAGCUCCAGCUCCAUCCGGCGGAUACGCUUCAGGAGGAGGCGGCGGAUCUUCAUCAGGAGGAGGUUAUGCAUCAGGAGGAGGCGGAGGAAGUUCAUCUGCGGGAGGAGGAGGUGGCUAUUCUGCCGCUGCUGCUCCACCACCACCCCCACCACCGGCACCUGAACCUGAACCAGCACCAGCUCCAGCUCCAGCACCAUCAGGAGGCUAUGCUUCCUCGGGAGGAGGUGGAGGAGGAUCGUCAGGAGGAGGAUAUGCUAAGCCAUCAGGAGGAGGCGGAGGAGGAUAUGCAGCUGCAUCUGCACCACCACCACCCCCACCACCAGCUCCAGCUCCAGCCCCAGCACCAUCCGGUGGAUACGCUUCAGGAGGAGGAGGUGGAUCAUCAGAAGGAGGAGGAGGCGGCGGAUAUUCUGCCGCUGCAGCUCCACCACCACCGCCACCACCAGCUCCAGCUCCAGAACCAGCACCCGCUCCAGCUCCAGCACCAUCCGGUGGAUACGCUUCAGGAGGAGGAGUUGGAGGAGGGUCAUCCGGAGGAGGAUACGCUACAUCUGGAGGAGGUGGAGGAGGAUCAUCGGGAGGCUACGCUUCUGCAUCAGCCCCACCACCAGCCCCAGCUCCUGAACCAGCCCCAGCCCCAGCACCAGCUCCAGCUCCAUCCAGCGGCGGAUACUCAAGUGGAUCAUCAGGAGGAGGAGGAGGCGGAGGAUCGUCAGGUGGAUACUCAGGAGGAUCUGCAGCCCCACCACCACCACCGUCACCACCGCCACCACCGCCACCAGCUCCAGCUCCAGCACCAUCUAGCGGAGGUUAUUCUGGAGGAUCAUCGAGCGGAUCAUCAGGAGGAGGAGGAGGAGGAGGAUCUUCAGGUGGAUAUUCCGGCGGAUCUGCAGCCCCACCACCAGCACCUGAGCCAGCUCCAGCUCCACCCCCACCACCGCCACCACCGCCACCAGCUCCAGCUCCAGCUCCAGCUCCAGCUCCAGCACCAUCUAGCGGAGGUUACUCUGGAGGAUCAUCGAGCGGAUCAUCAGGAGGAGGAGGAGGAGGAUCUUCAGGAGGAUAUUCCGGCGGAUCUGCAGCUCCACCACCACCACCAGCCCCUGAACCAGCCCCAGCUCCACCACCACCACCGCCACCACCGCCACCACCGCCACCAGCUCCAGCUCCAGCUCCAGCUCCAGCUCCAGCACCAUCUAGCGGAGGUUACUCUGGAGGAUCAUCGGGCGGAUCAUCAGGAGGAGGAGGCGGAGGAUCGUCAGGAGGAUAUUCCGGCGGAUCUGCAGCCCCACCACCACCACCAGCCCCUGAGCCAGCUCCAGCUCCACCCCCACCACCGCCACCACCGCCACCAGCUCCAGCUCCAGCUCCAGCUCCAGCUCCAGCACCAUCUAGCGGAGGUUACUCUGGAGGAUCAUCGGGCGGAUCAUCAGGAGGAGGAGGCGGAGGAUCGUCAGGAGGAUAUUCCGGCGGAUCUGCAGCCCCACCACCACCACCAGCCCCUGAGCCAGCUCCAGCUCCACCCCCACCACCGCCACCACCGCCACCAGCUCCAGCUCCAGCUCCAUCCGGCGGAGGAUAUUCUGGAUCUUCUGGUGGUGCCGCUGCAGGAGGAGGAUCAUCAGGAUACUCUGGAAGCCGCGCUGCUCGUCUCCGUUCCUAA
Messenger RNA from Caenorhabditis remanei, 3315 nucleotides. RefSeq lists its product as uncharacterized. The transcript has 2 exons. The coding region runs from base 1 to 3315 and encodes 1104 amino acids. NCBI's taxonomy places the organism in Eukaryota, Metazoa, Nematoda, Chromadorea, Rhabditida, Rhabditidae. The record is from RefSeq and is a predicted model, not a curated record.